AUGGCUCUAGCACUUCUGUCGGUGCCACCACUACCACGUCAUGAGCAUCUACCAGCACUGCAGUCGCCGUGCCUUGAGCAUCAAAGCUACCACUCUCGCCACCUCGACCGAAACCACCGCCAAGGUCACAUCCGCCGUCAAGUCUUGCACCAAUAUUCUCUUGUCCAACAUCUCCGCCCUCCUUUUAGCAUCAUCCUUCAGACUGGUGCUACUGUCACUCUCGCCGGUACAACUAUAAUAAUCCGGUGCAUAAGCUUCGGCGCCACUCUUGAUUCCGAGUUUGAUCCUAUUGCCACUUCUGGUAAAAUGCCUGACCACUUCAUUGUCCUCAAGGAUUCCUACAACGCCCAAACUCACCAACCUCAACACCCAGAAUUGGUCUACUCAAUGCUUCUACAUAAAUGA
Molecule: messenger RNA, 405 nt
Organism: Talaromyces marneffei
Lineage: Eukaryota; Fungi; Ascomycota; Eurotiomycetes; Eurotiales; Trichocomaceae
Exons: 3
Coding region: 1-405 (134 amino acids)
Source: RefSeq, a predicted model, not a curated record